Messenger RNA from Pleurotus ostreatus (oyster mushroom), 438 nucleotides. RefSeq names its product Adenosine 5'-monophosphoramidase (gene HNT1). Gene Ontology annotation, biological process: nucleotide metabolic process. Gene Ontology annotation, molecular function: catalytic activity. The record is from RefSeq and is a predicted model, not a curated record. The transcript has 7 exons. NCBI's taxonomy places the organism in Eukaryota, Fungi, Basidiomycota, Agaricomycetes, Agaricales, Pleurotaceae. The coding region runs from base 1 to 438 and encodes 145 amino acids.
AUGCCUUCAACGACCCCUAAUCCGGAUUCGAAAUGCCUUUUCUGCGCCAUAUUGGAGGGAAAGAUCCCAUGUUUCAAUGUGUACGAAACGGCGCACAGCCUUGCAUUUCUAGAUAUCCACCCAGUAUCUGAGGGACACACUUUAGUGGUUCCUAAGUACCACGCACGCACGCUCGGCGAUCUCCCGGACGAAUAUCUCAGCGACAUUGGCCCUGUGAUGAAGAAAGUCGCACAAGCGACCGGUGCAGAGAAUUAUAACAUACUUCAGAAUAAUGGGAAGCUCGCGUUCCAGCAUGUUGACCACGUUCAUUUCCACGUUGUUCCGAAGACGGAUACAAAGGACGGCUUGGUCCUGAAUAUUGACGAUAACUGGUCUCCCAGGGAGGCAGGGAAAGAGGCAUUGGCCGCGACGAUGGAGAAAUUAAAGAGCAAGAUAUAA